Molecule: messenger RNA, 3987 nt
Organism: Penicillium digitatum Pd1
Lineage: Eukaryota; Fungi; Ascomycota; Eurotiomycetes; Eurotiales; Aspergillaceae
Product: putative DNA polymerase iota
Biological process (GO): translesion synthesis
Molecular function (GO): DNA-directed DNA polymerase activity; damaged DNA binding
Source: RefSeq, a predicted model, not a curated record
AUGGCUGCACUGGUGCGGAAUGACAGUCGUAUCAUCCUCCACUUGGAUUAUGACUGUUUCUAUGCCUCGGUCUUCGAGGUUGAGCAACCUGAACUGAGAUCAUGUCCUUUGGCAGUUCAGCAAAAGCAGAUUGUAGUAACUUGCAAUUACGAAGCCCGACGGCGAGGUCUGCACAAGUUGCAGCUCAUCAAAGAUGCCAAACGCAUCUGUCCCGAUGUAGUAAUCGUUCUGGGUGAAGAUUUGACCAAGUUCCGAAAUGCCUCCAAGGAGCUUUAUCUGCUGGCUCGUUCCUUUGUCUGGGGCGGCCGUGUCGAAAAGCUAGGCUUCGACGAGCUCUUUCUCGACGUCACAGAAAUGAUUGAGUACAACAUUGGCGUGCUAAAUCAAAAUGAUUUGGAGAAUUCGUACUUCCAUCUUGAUCGAAAAGACCCGACCGUUGGCUUUUCUUACGAUGCCACUCGCUUCCAGGGAUCGACCUUCCCCGCAAUUGAGACAGCCUCGGUCGCCCAGAAAGAUUCAACUUCGCUGAAAAUGAGAUUGCGUGUUGCCUCUCAUUUACAGUGUCAUAUACGGAGUAAGAUGGAGCAUCAAAUGGGCUUCACGGCUACGGGCGGGAUCUCAACCUCCAAACUCCUAGCGAAAUUAGUCGGUAAUGUUCACAAGCCCAAUGGCCAAACGACUCUAUUGCCGCCAUACACGGCGACCAAAGAUACUACUAGCAACGUAUUCCAGUUCCUGGACGGUCACGAGAUCAAAAAGAUUCCUGGAAUCGGCUUUCGGAUUGCCCAGAAACUUAUUUCCCAUAUCACAGGGCAAGAGAGCGUCGACGAGAAGAUCACGGUCAAAGAUGUCCGCGAAUUCCCUGGUAUGGGCCCACCCUUACUGGACAGAAUCCUUGGCGGGCCAGGCUCAGUGAAAGGGAUCGGGAUACGCAUGUGGAGCAUCCUCCAUGGUCUAGACAAUUCCGAUGUGCUCGAGGGCCGCGAUGUGCCCACCCAGAUCAGCAUCGAGGAUUCAUAUGGCCGAUUAGAUACGCUCGAGAGUGUAAGACGAGAGCUAGUAGUGUUGUCGCGAAGUCUGAUCCGCCGCGUAAGAGCUGACCUGCUUGAUAUGAGUGAUGAAACUGUCCCCCAAGGAAGAUGGCGUGCUCAUCCUCGCACUCUACGGUUAUCUACCCGACCAAGACCUUCGUUAGACUCUGGUACUACUGGGCGUACAUACAGCUACAAUCGCAUCUCUCGCUCAGCUCCCUUGUCACCCUUUAUCUUCAACCUGGAUGAGAAUAUCGAUGCAUUGGCCGAGCGCCUGGUCCGAGAAAGUCUUUUGUCCAUGUUCCGCAAAUUGCAUCCUGAAAAGGCUGGGUGGAAUCUCAGUUUGUUGAAUGUUGCAGUUACUAACAUGGUGGAGAUGGCGGGGGAUCAGAAGCAAAAGAGCGGACGAGAUAUAGGGAAGAUGUUUCGACAGCAGGAGACAACACUUAAGGAUUGGACUGUGCAGGAGCUCGAGCCCUCACCGUCUGAUGUGCGAUUGUCCGGAGGUUCCUCUGAGGUACAGUCACAGUCGGACGAUGGCUGGGAUGACGAUGAACCCUUGGGGACACGAUCACAGGCCGCAGAGGCCAUUCGACGAGUGACGCCCGUGGACAAUGCCAUCGUUCGUACUCCUUCACAUCAAAUAGACCACCUGUCACAUUUUGAUAUCACUUUCUCCUUACACCAAGACGACAAACGCAUAAAGCUAGAACUCGAGCCCAAUCAUGAUAUCUUGGCAGAGGAUGCUUACGUGCAAUACAUCGGCGCCGACGGCACAAUCAAACGUGCCGAACCAAUCAAACGACACGAACACAAAGUCUUCCAAGGUCGCGCCUUGGUAGGAUCUGGAAAGGGGAGAUGGACGCCUGUAGGCUGGGCAAGAAUCACCGUCAAAAGAGACGGCAUAGAGCCCCUCUUUGAAGGUGCUUUCAGUGUGAACAAUGACAAGCAUCACAUUGAGUUACAGUCGACCUACCUCGACAAGAAGCGCCCGAUCGAUGCCGAUGUCGAGCCCAGAGAGGGGGAAUCGAUGAUUGUCUACCGUGACUCCGACAUGUUUCACUAUACGCACUCUGAGCUCAAGCGUUCCCUUCCCGUAUCCGAAGGCUGCGGCGCAGAUCAACUCGGAUACAAUGCCGAUCUGUCCAAUUCGAUUUUCGGAUACGACUUGGACGAAACUGAUGGUCAGUGGGGUGUGGCCUCGCUGAAUUCAAUGUUUGGAUUGGGUAAGCGACAGUCAUCCUCAGACGUUGGUGGUGUCUCGGGCAACACUGGAGGUGUGAAUCUGAAAUCGACCAUCGGUGAUAUCAGUGGAUGUCCUAAAACAAAGAAAGUCGCCCUGAUUGGAAUUGCAACGGAUUGUGAAUUCACGGAAUCGUUCAUGGCUACCAACUCCACCCCCGAAAAAGCAGCCAGGGACUGGGUCAUCAACGUGGUAAAUACGGCCUCGAAUCUCUAUGAAACAUCUUUUAACGUGUCCAUUGGUUUGCGCAAUCUUACAAUCUCUGAGACGGGCUGCCCCAGCACGGGCUCCACUGCCACGCCAUGGAACGUGGAUUGCAAAGGGGGAAAUGUCACCUGGCGCCUGAAUGAAUUUUCCAAAUGGCGCGCAAGUCAUUCAGACAACAAUGCCUACUGGACUUUGAUGACAAACUGCCCGACAGACAGUGAGGUUGGGGUUUCAUGGAUGGGUCGGCUCUGUUCCUCUGAACUAGUUACCUCUGGUGCGAACUCUGUGACCAGUUCUAACGUCGUAGUUCGCAAUUCCGGUUCUUCCUGGCAAGUGUUUGCCCACGAGACUGGUCACACCUUUGGAGCAGUGCACGACUGCGAUGAGGACACCUGCGCGAGCAAACUAGACGCUUCAUCUCAAUGCUGCCCGCUGAGUUCCUCCACCUGCAAUGCCAAUGCGGAAUACAUCAUGAACCCAUAUGCCCAGAACUCGAUGACCAAGUUUUCAGACUGUACCAUCGGCAACAUCUGCUCUGCCAUAGGCAAAAACAGCAUUAAGUCCUCUUGUUUAUCCGACAACCGCGGCGUCGUGACCAUUAGCGGCAGCCAAUGCGGCAACGGCAUCGUUGAAGAUGACGAGGAGUGCGACUGCGGCGACGAAGAAAGCUGCAGCGACAACUCCUGCUGCGAUGCCAAGACAUGCAAAUUCAAAGAUAAUGCCGUCUGUGACGACUCAAACGACAACUGCUGCGUGAAAUGCCAGUUUGCCUCCGCCAGCACCGUCUGCCGCGCCAGCACUGGCGAAUGCGACAUCGCGGAGACCUGCACCGGAACCUCGAGCUCCUGUCCCGACAACAAAUUCAAAGACGACGGUUCGAGCUGCGGCAACAAGAACGAGGGACUCAGCUGCGCCAGCGGCCAAUGCACAAGCCGCGACUACCAGUGCCGUACGGUAAUAGGCUCCCUGCUGAACACCAACGACACCUGGGCCUGCGAGAACACAAAUAGUCCUUCCUGCAGUCUCGUUUGUGGCGCACCUUCACUCCAACACUCAAUCGGUGUCCAGGAGUGUAUUGGUAUGAACCAGAAUUAUCUCGACGGUACACCCUGCGAAUCGGGCGGCCGCUGUAGUGCUGGACAGUGCAAGGGCUCUUCAGCCCUGGGCUGGAUUCACCAGCACGAGAAGCUGAUUAUCGGCAUCUGUGUCGGUGUUGGCACGUUCAUCCUGCUCGCCAUCUUCUUCUGCAUCUAUAGUCGCUGCAAGCGCAGUGCACAGCUGCGGAAGGCCCGCAAGGCUAUUCCCCCUGGUCCCUAUCGCCGCUACGAUGGCCCCCAGCCGACUGCCCGCCAGCCUAUGGAUCAGUGGCAUGGGUUCCGCAACGCCGGAUAUCAGAAUGUGCCUCCAAAUGCCGAAUAUCAGAAUGCCGGGUAUCAAAAUGCUGGGUACCAAAAUGCCGGGUAUCAAAAUGUGCCUCCCCCUGGGCCCCCGCCACGCUACUCAUGA